Cyprinodon variegatus (sheepshead minnow) is the source of this 1194-nucleotide messenger RNA. RefSeq names its product ubiquitin-conjugating enzyme E2 L3-like. NCBI's taxonomy places the organism in Eukaryota, Metazoa, Chordata, Actinopteri, Cyprinodontiformes, Cyprinodontidae. The coding region runs from base 127 to 591 and encodes 154 amino acids. The record is from RefSeq and is a predicted model, not a curated record. The transcript is spliced from 4 exons.
ACAUUCCUCCGGGCCGAUAGGGGGCGUUGCAGCAUUGGGACACCGCCUUCUCUGCCGCUUCAAACUGAAGUCCAAAGAAGUCGGAGUCACGGAAAGAAACAGGAAGAAGACGAACUCGGCACCACAAUGACUUCGACCAGGAGACUAGGCAAGGAGCUGGAUGACAUGCGCAAAUCUGGAAUGAAGCAUUUCCGGAACAUUCAGGUGGAUGAGUCGAAUAUUUUGACCUGGCAGGGCCUCAUCGUUCCCGACUGUCCUCCUUAUGACAAAGGAGCCUUUCGGAUCGAGAUCAUCUUCCCUGCAGAGUAUCCCUUUAAACCCCCUAAGAUCACCUUCAAGACAAAGAUCUACCACCCCAACAUCGACGAGAAGGGCCAGGUGUGCCUGCCCAUCAUCAGCGUGGAAAACUGGAAGCCGGCUACAAAAACGUGCCAAGUGAUUCAGUGUCUGAUUGCGCUGGUGAACGCCCCCCAGCCGGAGCACCCGCUCAGGGCGGACCUGGCGGAGGAGUACACUAAGGACCGCGCGAAAUUCAUGAAGAAUGCCGAAGAGUUCACAAAGAAACACAGUGAAAAGCGACCUGUAGACUGAUGACACAACACUGCCCCGCGCACCCGUUAGCCUCUGUUCUGUUUCCUGACCGAAGAACCCAGCCUGACUCUCUGUUCUCAGCCCCGCCUCCCACAAAGACGCCCCGUUCUCAUGUACCUGCGAUGUUUAGCACUCUCUCCAACCAGUCUUUUAAUAGAGGCUCGUUUUUCUGUUCCACUUUACCAAAAAAAAAAAAAAAAUCUAAGAAAAAGAAAAAAAGCAGGACUUUUUUGGUGAGUAGGCAGCUUCCGGCCUCCAGGUGUCAUCUUUUUGGUUUGUUUAUUUUCACUUCUUUCUACUGAUUUCUUUUUAGAAAAAAAACCCAACAAAUUGUGUGAGGUGGCAUCUUGAAGGUUAAAUUAAACAAUUAAAAAGUGCUCACCUGAAUGUUGAAUUUUCUCCCUUACAAUGUUCUUAUUUACGUCUUUUCUUUUAGCAGCAGCAUCCACAGCCUCCUCCUUUCUCACCAUCCACCUUCUGCUGCUAGUUGGAAUAAGUUUGUUACAGAUAACGACCUCGCAGCAAUGUUCAGGUGUCAUUUAAAUCAUUCUUAUUUUGUAUUUUUAGGAGAAUAUUCCUUCUAAAUAAAAUAUUUCCACCUCU